Molecule: messenger RNA, 1935 nt
Organism: Dendronephthya gigantea
Lineage: Eukaryota; Metazoa; Cnidaria; Anthozoa; Malacalcyonacea; Nephtheidae
Product: sodium- and chloride-dependent GABA transporter 1-like
Exons: 13
Coding region: 50-1771 (573 amino acids)
Biological process (GO): sodium ion transmembrane transport
Cellular component (GO): membrane
Source: RefSeq, a predicted model, not a curated record
GGCUGAACGGCAAGAUAUUUUAGGCGACUUCAAAGCCAAAGGGGUCGCAAUGACAGAAAAAGUCGGCGUCUCGGACUCGGAGGAUAGCGAAAUUAAAGGACGAGAAAGAUGGAGCCGAAAGAUUGAGUUUCUUCUCGCUUGUAUCGGUUUUGCAGUUGGCUAUGGAAAUAUUUGGCGAUUUCCUUAUAUGUGCUUUAAAAAUGGCGGAGGAGCUUUUUUAAUUCCAUAUCUAUUGUGUUUGGUAUUUGCCGGAAUACCGAUGUUUCUGAUGGAGAUGAGUAUUGGCCAAAUGAUGCAGACGAAUGCCGUGAAGGCUUGGAAACGAAUAUGUCCUCUUUUUGGAGGAAUUGGCUACGCCAACAUGUUCAUAGCGUUCAUGGUAUCAAUCUAUUACAACGUGAUUCUUGCCUGGGCUUGCUAUUAUUUCUUCCAUUCCUUCAAAAGUAAUCUUCCCUGGGUUGGAUGUGAUCACGACUGGAAUAAAGAUUGUUCUAUUUAUAACAAGUCUAACCCAAACGCCACUGGCUUCUCGUCGAGUAAAGAGUUUUAUGUUCACAAUGUGCUGGAACUUACUGACAGUAUUGACAAUCCAGGAAAUGUGAACUGGGAAAUGUUUGGAUGUCUUUUACUUGCUUGGGUCCUCGUUUAUUUUUGUAUAUGGAAAGGAAUUAAGACAACAGGAAAGGUUGUCUACGUUACUGCAACAGCGCCGUAUAUAAUAUUAAUAAUAUUAUUCUUCCGUGGAGUGACGUUGGACGGGGCCAAAGAUGGAAUUUUGUACUUUGUAAAACCACAAUUUCACCGUCUUGGUGAUUUUAACGUAUGGGUGGACGCGGCAUCACAAAUUAUGUAUUCUCUAGCGAUUGGUAUCGGUGUGGUGCUUGGUUUUUCCAGUUAUAACGAGAAAAAAAACCCCACAUUGUGCAGGGAUGCGAUUCUAAUAUCAGUUAUCAAUUGUUCGACGAGUAUUUUUGCUGGUUUUGUUGUUUUUUCUGUUGUUGGUAACAUGGCUGCAUCUCAAGGGAAAUCAGUUGCUGAUGUUGCAUCACAAGGUCCCGGACUGGUUUUUAUUGCCUACCCAGAAGCCCUUUCGAAGCUACCGGUUCCACAAUUCUGGUCUGUUAUAUUUUUUUUGAUGUUGAUAACACUCGGCCUGGACAGUCAGUUUGGUGGAGUUGAAGUACUGUGUGGAGUUGUAAUCGAAAAAUACCCGAAGAAACUUCGUCCUCAUAAAGAAUUAGUUGUUCUGGCAGUUUGCUUGACCCUAUUUUUACUUGGAAUAUCCUGUGUUACCCAGGGCGGUAUCUACGUUUUUAAUCUCUUAGAUUCCUUUGCGGCUGGCGUAUGUCUUCUUUUUGUUGUUAUAUUUCAAUUAUCUGUCAUUGGAUGGGUUUUUGGUGGUAAAAAAUGGGGGGAAGAAAUCCGCAACUUGACUGGAACAAAAAUCCAUUCUUGGUGGAUAAUAUGUUGGAAAUAUGUUUCUGUAGCGUUGGUCUUUGUGUUAUUCAUGUUCAGUCUGAUCAAAUACCCUGAAAAAGGUAUUACAUACGAGAAGAAAAGAUAUCCGGUAUGGGCAGAGAUUUUUGGUUGGUUUAUUGCCGGCGUACCAAUGUUCCUCAUUCCUGUCUACGCCAUAUGCAAGAUCAUUCGCACGGAUGGAACUUUAAAAGAGCGAAUCAACAUUUUGCUCCAGCCGGAAUUUGAUCUAGCAACCGUAUGCGACAGUAAUGAUAUCCAUUUAACUGGUUUCGCUGAGAAAAGCACGGUGUGAAAAAUGAUACAUUUUUCUAGUAAUUCUGAUUAGAAAAUGAUUAGAAUAUGAUUAGAAUGUGAUUAGAAUAUCAUUAGAAUGUAAUUAGAAUCCAUUAGAAGAACAGAAGCACCGUAGUUUUAUCGACAAUUGUACUAGUAAUCGGAGUGAUAAUGAUUUAAAAA